AAAGUGGUCUCUCUUUCGGUUAAACCAGAAACCACAGCAACAAAGGUUAUGCCAAAUAAAGAGAGGAUCUAGAAAGAGAAAAGGUCAUGCAUCUUUUCUGAUAUAACAAGAACACGAUUCCUCUAGCUUUAAACCUACCUCAUCUCGUUUCACUUCUCCUCCCCUUUUUAAUGCACCCAUGAAAUAUGUGAAAAGAAGAGUACGUUUUGGUUUCUGUUCUUAAUUCUGGCGAUCGAUGGUUAGGAUGGCUGUUCAGGGACAGUUUUACCAAGAAACUACAGGUUUUCCCAUGACUGGCCAACAGGAUCCACCUUUUGGGUUUGUUGACGACUUUCGUUUUAGCCUUCAUCAAUAUCCUCAACACAGUCAGUUUCCUCUUCAGCGGAGCACUCAAAAGUUUUGCAAUUUUGAUAGCAACGAAGGGGUUACAUCUUCUUCGAGUUGCAAUAGCUUCCCUCCAAUGGCCUUUUUUCAAUCUUUGGAUGCUCAGUUUAAGUUGGAGAGCCAGGAGAUAGACCACAUUCUUCAUUUACAGUACGAAAGGUUGAGACUAUCUCUGCACGAGCAAAGGAAGCAAGAACUUGCAGUCAUCUUGAGUAAUAUAGAAUCGAAAACGUCGAGUUUGAUUAGGCAAAAAGAAGACGACUUGGCACGAGCAACAAUGAGAACAAUGGAGCUCCAAGAAUGCGUGAGAAAAGCCGAAACGGAUAGCGAAACAUGGCGAAGGAUAGCCAAAGCAAGCGAAGCCACGGUGAUAGAUCUAAACAACAGGCUCGAGCAGGUCAAAGAGAGAGUGGUUUUGGAGAGGAAUACAACCGAAGAUGCAGCGUCGUUUUGUGGUUCAUGUGAGAGAGAGGAUGUAGGACAAGAAGAGGUAAAAAGGAAUAGCAAAAGCAUGACUUGUAAGGGCUGUUACUCUCGUAGCUCGUGUGUUCUUUUUCUUCCUUGCAGACAUCUCUGUUCCUGCAAGUAUUGUGAAGCUUUUCUUGAAUCUUGUCCCGUGUGUAACACUGUUAAGGACAAGAGCAUGGAGAUUUUCUUGGUCUAAAACAAGGAAGCAAAAAGGAAAAGCAAAAAGACCGAAGGAAAGGAAAAUGCUUGUGAGAAAGAACUCACACGUUGAUACGGAUACCUGUACCGUCAUCAUAUCAUAUUUUAUCGUUUUAUGUUUUCUCUACUUUUUUCCCGGGGUCCAAUAUCGGAUUCUUUUGUACUGCAACAGUUGUACAUGUAUCGAAAUGAUGAUGACAGUAUAGUAAAGAAUCUUCUCCUUUUUCCUCU
Juglans regia (Persian walnut) is the source of this 1281-nucleotide messenger RNA. RefSeq names its product probable BOI-related E3 ubiquitin-protein ligase 3. Gene Ontology annotation, molecular function: ubiquitin-protein transferase activity. Bases 236 to 1048 code for a protein of 270 amino acids. NCBI's taxonomy places the organism in Eukaryota, Viridiplantae, Streptophyta, Magnoliopsida, Fagales, Juglandaceae. The record is from RefSeq and is a predicted model, not a curated record. The transcript has 2 exons.